Messenger RNA from Trypanosoma brucei brucei TREU927, 939 nucleotides. RefSeq lists its product as hypothetical. Lineage: Eukaryota; Euglenozoa; Kinetoplastea; Trypanosomatida; Trypanosomatidae. The transcript has a single exon. The record is from RefSeq and is a predicted model, not a curated record. Bases 1 to 939 code for a protein of 312 amino acids.
AUGUCGCCUAGGUCGUUGUAUGUCACAGGGAAAGGUGUAUUAUCUCUUGUAGGGGGCUUUACUGCCGGUUGGUGUGGCUUAGGUUUCGUUGAGGACAAGGGACUUAUUAGUGAAGCGAACCUUCGGGCCCUGCACGUAGGGACACUUAAACUUCAUUUAUUCCUUCAGGAGUGGAUUUUACCGGUGUCGUUCAGCGAGAAAUACGGCUAUAAGAAAGAGGUAUUGGAGGAAAUCAUUGAACGGUAUGGCAGCGGCUCCGCUGCCGAGGCGCGGUGGACGUUUGAACAGCUGCUGGGGGAAUGCGAAGUUCCAGGACAGAUUUCCUGGUUAGAAGAGCACAUUUCAGAGGAUAUACCCUAUUUUUACAUUGCAGAUUUAUUCGACAGUUGGUGUAAUUUGCACAGGAAUCUCUUUGUUUGCAGUGCAGACGCCCACGAAACCGCAAAAAGAAGUGACGAUCGCUUUGAGUCGGAGCUUUUAUGCAAGGGUGUGAUUGAGAAGGCAAUUAGUGGCGUUCUGCCGUACGACACGGCGGUGCGUGCCCUUUGCAUUCUUGCCAUUGGAUGUAGGACGAACACUCAGUUUAUGCUCAAAACAAUAAAGCCUGACUUCAUUAUAAAUCGCUAUAAGCUAUAUACAGACGAUCUUGCACAACCGAUAGACGGCAAUACCGAUGUCACACCGCUAGCCGAAGUAAAUGCGGCAACGAUAGGACUGCUAAAUGCAUUAAACACGGAACUUCAAGAACAGGAAAAGUUGAAAUUGUGGAAGAGCAGUACAGCACGGAAGCUUCCGCUUCUCAUGCAGUUAAAUGCCACACCAUGGUGUGACAGCGUCGAUAGUCUUCGCAGAGGGCUGAAAGGUAUAACAUCAAACAAUGCAGCUACACUCUUAGAAGAAGCGACACAAUACUUCAGGUGUUCUGAGUUGAGCAAGUAA